UGGCUAGAGUAACUUUUCCUGCCCAAAAUCAUAUGUUAUAGGUCGAGUAACUCGGCUGCUGUAACGUUCUGACAGUCCGGAUCAUCUCGGCCUCGAUCGGGCCUUCUCUUAUCACACUAAAGUGUUCGCGAUCCGCUGGACAUCAUUCCGAAAAACAGUUCAAAUUAAUGACCAGAAAUGAUUGAAACAUUCAGCGCGAUUGGGAUCACUAACACGUCCCCACACGUACGAAUCCCACGCUUCUGUAAACAGUACGUUUGCUAGUAGAUCCGUUAGCCACCUUUGUUUUCAAAAUUUUGAAUCUCUCCACAAAAACCAUGGUUUUCUUCCUCUGGUUCUUGGAAAGCCCGUGAAUCUAAUAAUGCUAGAAAAACCCAUUUCUAACCUUCUCUGCAAACGACUUCCUCGCUUGAACUUCUCUGAUUCAAUCUGCAAUUAUUCUUUUCCUGCUACCCAAAUCCUCUCAAAACCAAAACCCAGAAAACCCACCUCUCCAAACAGCAGAAGUCGCAAAUGUCUCAUUUUCUGCAACUCCCAGAUCACCAAAAAUGGAAGGAACGGGAAUCUAGAAGAGGCCGAAUCUGUAUUCAAUCGUAUGCCUAUCAGAGACGUUGUCUCCUGGACAGCAUUGCUCACGGCAUAUGCAGACAAUGGCAAGACUGAAACAGCCCGGAUGUUGUUCGACAGAAUGCCUGAAAGAAACAUUGCUUCGUGGAAUGCAAUGAUCACGGCCUAUGUACAUAGCCUCCAGAUUGCAGAAGCUUUCGAGCUGUUUUCACAGAUGCCAGACCGGAACCCGGUUUCUUACACUGCAAUGAUCACGGGUUUUGUCCGUGUGGGGUUGUUAAGUGAGGCCAAGAAACUGUACUCUGAGAUGCCUCUGAUUGGGCGGGACCCGGUUGCUUCGAAUGCUCUGAUUUCGGGAUAUUUGAAGAUUGGAAAUUUGGAAGAGGCAGUUUGGGUUUUUGAGCGGAUGUUGGAGAGAGAUGUGGUAUCCUGGAGCUCGAUGGUAGAUGGGUAUUGCAAGAAAGGAAGAAUUGCGGAUGCUAGAGCAGUUUUUGAGGUGAUGCCAGAGCGGAAUGUGGUUUCUUGGACAGCGAUGAUUGAUGGGCAUUUAAAGAAUGGAGCGUGGGAAGAUGGAUUUGGAACAUUUUUAAGGAUGAGAAGGGAAGGCAUGGGAGUCAAUUCCAUGACACUGACAGUAAUUUUUGAUGCUUGUGCCGAUUUUGGUAGAUUUAUAGAAGGCGUUCAGGUUCAUGGAUUGGUUCUAUCAAUGGGUUUUGAAUGGGAUGUCUUUCUAGGCAAUUCCAUGAUCACCAUGUAUUCUAGUGCCGGUUGGAUGGAUGCUGCUAAAACUAUAUUCAAUAUCAUGAACAAGAAAGAUAUAGUUUCUUGGAAUUCCCUUAUUGCUGGCUAUGUCCAAAAUGAUAAAAUUGAAGAGGCUUAUGCACUCUUUGAGAAGAUGCCGAAUACAGACGUUGUUUCUUGGACUGCUAUCGUUGUUGGAUUCUUAAAUAGAGGGAGGAUUGAAGAAUCCAUCCGUAUUUUCAAAGACAUUCCGGCAAAAGAUGAUGUAGCCUGGACAGCAAUCAUCUCAGGGUUCGUGGGUAAUGAGGACUAUGAAUGUGCGUUUCAUUGGUUUGUUCAGAUGGUUCAAGAAGGAAUUAAGCCCAAUUCUCUUACUUUCAGCAGUAUGCUGAGUGCAUCGGCAGGUUUGGCAGCUUUGAAUCAAGGAAUGCAGAUUCAUGCCUGUGUUUUAAAGACAGAUUUGGGGUCCAACAUUUCCGUUCAAAAUUCCCUUGUUUCUAUGUAUGCAAAAUGUGGUAAUGUUGACGACGCAUAUACAAUUUUUACUGGUAUUGGUAAGCCGAACCUUGUUUCCAUGAACUCAAUGAUUACAGGGUUUGCCCAGCAUGGGUUUGGGCAAGAAGCAUUACGAUUAUUUAGAGAAAUGAAGAUCAAUGGCUACCAACCCAAUGAGAUUACAUUCCUAGGCAUUCUUUCAGCUUGUGUUCAUGCAGGUUUAGUCGAGGAAGGAUGGGAACACUUCAAAUCUAUGAGCUCUUCUUAUUGCAUCGAACCAGGGCCUGACCACUACACGUGCAUGGUUGAUCUCCUUGGGCGGGCCGGAUUGCUUAAGGAAGCAAUGGAUCUGAUUGAUUCGAUGCCAUUUCAGCCUCAGUCGGCUGUAUGGGGAGCUCUACUCGGAGCUAGUAGGAUCCACGAGGACCUUGGGCUUGCAAAGCUCGCGGCCCGACGCCUUUUUGAAUUGGAGCCUGAUGGUGCAACAGCUUAUGCAGUACUAUCAAACAUGUAUUCAAAAGCUGGGUUAAAGAAGGAUGAGGAAGAGCUGAGGAUGAUCAAGAAAUCAAGAAGGGUGAAGAAGAACCCCGGUUGCAGUUGGAUUACAGUGAAUAACAAAGUUCACUUGUUCCUCGCAGGGGAUCAGUCCAACACAAAAUUCAAAGAGAUUCAGGUCAUGCUAAGAAAGAUUGCAGUGGAAAUGGUAGAUGGUGAGCAGUGAAACUGAAGAAUGACAAAUAGUCUUGAGUGGGCCAAUGUGGCAUGUGUGUGUCAGACCCAAGCUGUUCAUCAGAUGAUCCCCAGUGUGGUUCUCAUUCCCUACUCUAGCCUGUGGAGGCUGAUUCAACCCAUAUCAUAAGUGAAUUCCAUACCUGAUCGAUUUAAAAUUCUCCCACCAGCCAGUGUGGGUCACUACCUGGGAGAAUGAGACUUAAAAAUUAAAGGCAAUUCUACAUGCCAUGAGCCAAACAAUCAGGUCCGACUUGAUGAUGAUGUGCCGUUUACAUAAUGAGCCCACUUGGUGAAUGUACAGAACUUGGACACAUGUCAGAAGAGUACUUGUGUGAGAAGCCAAAGCAGGGCCUAAAGGUAAUCAUUGCAGAACUGUUGGUUCAUGCCAAAAUCGGAUGAGACGAUGAGCAGUGGAUUAAAGAUGAACACAGAAACAGAACAAGUCAAUACAUCCAACAGUACUGCAUUUUGAAAUCUGUAAUUGGCGAACGCUGGAAAAGAUUGAAAAAUGUAUAUUAAUUUUUAAAUUUCUAUUCAGAAAUACAAAAUUUGAGGCAAGUUCAAAGAA
Magnolia sinica is the source of this 3103-nucleotide messenger RNA. RefSeq names its product pentatricopeptide repeat-containing protein At1g53600, mitochondrial. Gene Ontology annotation, molecular function: RNA binding; protein binding. NCBI's taxonomy places the organism in Eukaryota, Viridiplantae, Streptophyta, Magnoliopsida, Magnoliales, Magnoliaceae. The transcript has 2 exons. Gene Ontology annotation, biological process: RNA modification. Bases 362 to 2524 code for a protein of 720 amino acids. The record is from RefSeq and is a predicted model, not a curated record.